UCCACCACUCACAGAAACGGAAUUAAAAAAUCUUUAAUAUCUUUCCAGCAACGAGCCUCCAUUGCUGCAGCGCGGGGCUCACAAACACACGUCUCUCCAUCCACUGAGGGCCUGUAACACGUCGCCGGAAAAAGAAUCAAACUAACCUACAGAAUUAAGAGCGUCUCCUUUACACUGACACCGCUCAGCGUCCGGGAAAAAAACGAAGAGAAAGGCUAAAGUGACUGUACUGAAUGUAUAACGUCGCUGACACUGACAUCGUGACAACACCAGCUCUGUCUGUGGAACGCUCUCCCGAUUGUGUAAUUUUUUUUUCUUUCCUGCAAAGCAGCCAAACCUGCAUCCGAGAGCGCACGGAGAGAAAGAAGCAGGAGAAGAAGAGGAGGAGGAGGGGAAAUCAGGCGGAUUGCAACGUUCACCACAAAUUAUUUUUCUUCCUCUUACAUGGCGCAAGGGCUAAACGAGCGGGACCGUCCUGGGUGUGAUACUGCCACGGUGAAUUUGGAUAUUCAAGCAGCAGCAGCGGCGGCGGCGGCGGCAGCAUCAGCACCAUCCUCCUCCAUCCUCCGAAGAAGAAUCCUCAGCUACGGCGGCGCCCACACCGACUCCUCGUCCUCUUCCCGCGGGCUCCAUGUCGAGUGAUGGUCGGCUUGCCUUGCUGGAUGCUCCCCGCUCUCUCCGGAUCGUCGACGACCGAACCUCCUCUGACCGCAGACCCCCAUUUUCGGCGGAAACCUUCCCAGAGCUAUAGGGCUACAUAUGGAAACUGGGGAUCAAAAUUUUAGGAAAAAGCAAAAUCUAAGCGGUUAAUUUAAUUUUUUAUUUAGGGUUUUAUCGUUUUCCGUCUGAUUUCGUGUCUUUUUAAGCCUGCUAAUGAAUUGAUUUAGUCGUUGAGCCUUGAUUUCCUCAGUCCACCGGCUUGAUUUGUGAGUUUUUUUUUUUCUUUGAACCUCACCAUAGGCUGUUAUAAAACACCCAGGGAAUUGCUUUUAUUUCCUCUCGACAGGACUUGAAUCGGUCCAUUUGUUUACAGAUUUUUCCUUCCCUAGUUCAUUAUGUCCUUUCUCCUGUCCCUCUAGAAUCAAACCCUCUAGAAUAAUAACAUUAAUAACAGUCGUCUUUAGAAUUCUUACUAGUAGACGCAACGUUAGCCUUUGACUAACUCACUGUAACAGACGUAUUGAACUGUUGUACUGUAAGCCUACCAUUACUCUAACACCCCCUCCACCUUACAGACCAUCUCUUUGCUCUGUCUGAGCUCAUGUAAAUUCUGUGCUCAGCUCAAACCUUUAACAAACAGGUUGUUUUUUCUUUCUUUUUUGGUCAGCCCUGUAGAGAACAAACCUGGUUUACGUCACGUCCAUUUUGGGCUCAGCUCAGCCUCUACAUGCUUUAGGACAUCAUUAAGCCUCAGUGUUAUUCUUCACAUUUGUAGCUUUUCUUGCUGCAAGUGGCUUUAGAGUGGGCUACAUCUGCAGCUGCAGGCCUGGUGAAGAAGGUGCUGUCACCCUCUGCUGAUUUUUUUGUCUGAAUCAUUUCUUUGGGUGUGAAAGUAAGAGCAGACAGAGAGGAGAGACACCACUAUCUCUCCCUCUUCCCACAUCCAAAGCAACCCAUCAGUAAUUUUUUCUCUUGUUUUGGUCCUCACCCAAACGCAACCAUAAGGUUCCUACCGCAUCCUCCUCCUCCUUCUUCCCUCUCCUUCCGCUCGAGUAUAUCCCGUUUUUUCGGUUUGGUUUGGUCUCGCAAAUUUUCAAAUAUUUACUUCCUGUACAUCAAGAGGAAAGGGGGUCCCCCUUUCAUGGAAUGCGGAAACAUGGGUCUGUUCGACCGCGGAGUCCAGAUGCUGCUGACCACGGUGGGAGCCUUCGCGGCCUUCAGCCUCAUGACCAUCGCGGUCGGCACGGACUACUGGCUGUACUCCCGCGGCGUCUGCAAGACCAAGUCCAUGAGCGAGAACGAGACCAGCAAGAAGAACGAGGAGGUGAUGACCCACUCGGGCCUGUGGAGGACGUGCUGCUUGGAAGGAAACUUCAAAGGCAUGUGUAAACAGAUAGACCACUUUCCUGAGGAGACAGAUUACGAAGCGGACCCAUCUGAGUACUUCUUACGUGCGGUGCGAGCCUCUAGCAUCUUCCCCAUCCUCAGCGUCAUCUUGCUCUUCAUGGGAGGCCUGUGUAUAGCUGCCAGUGAGUUCUACAAGUCACGCCACAACAUUAUCCUCAGCGCAGGGAUCUUCUUUGUGUCUGCAGGCCUGAGUAACAUCAUCGGGAUCAUCGUGUACAUAUCAGCCAACGCGGGGGACCCUUCAAAAAGCGACUCAAAGAAGAACAGCUACUCUUAUGGCUGGUCCUUCUACUUCGGUGCCCUCUCCUUCAUCAUGGCUGAGAUGGUGGGCGUCUUGGCCGUGCACAUGUUCAUCGACCGCCAUCGACAGCUGCGAAUAGGGGCUCGAGCAGCCGACUACCUCCAAGGCUCGGCCAUAACGCGUAUCCCCAGCUACCGCUACCGCUACAGGCGCCGCUCGCGCUCUUCCUCCCGCUCCACAGACCCGUCACAUUCCCGCGACGCCUCGCCGGUGGGCCUCAAGGGCUUCAGUGCGCUGCCAUCCACCGAGAUCUCCAUGUACACACUCCCACGGGACACCCUCAAGUCCUCCGGCACGCCCACCGCCACCUACAACUCUGAGAGGGACCACAACUUCCUGCAAGUCCACAACUGCAUCCAGAAGGACCUGAAAGACUCGAGCCACACCAACACAGCGAACCGCCGCACCACACCCGUAUGAGGGAGCCCACACAGGCCAGGCCAGCCCAGCAGAAACCAGGAGACACGGGAACCCCUGUGGGUCACAUACGCCCCAGGAGAAGAUGGAUUUCCAUGUUUAUAGACAUUUGUUCUUUUUGUUCAGCUGCAUGACUUUUCCAUUACCAUUGUUGAGAGAGUUUCAACAAGCCAUGCCAUGUCCCUGGAUUGAAUGGCAGAAGAUUGAGAAUGGGUCAGGUUAUCCCGAGAGAGUGAGAUCUGUCAUUUUUUGACGUAGGGCUUGUUUCUGAGGUUCGGGGCACUGAAAGGGGGAGGGUGGGCAUUUAAGAGAUAAAGAAUUGAUUUCAUGAUUUCUUUGCCCUUUGGUUUGACAGUUUUGCCCCACAAGUUUUGUUGGAGCAACAGGUCAAGCUCCCCCCCAGCCAUCCCACUGCUCAGAUAUACACCUCUUUUAUUUAUUGACUCAUUUGUUCAUCUUUUGCAUUAAAACUGUGAAUUGUUACAGCUUGGGAUUCAGUAAGAAUUACCCCAAUCUGUAAUCUCUAACAAAGGUACUAUAUAUAUAUAUAUAUAUGUAUUACUUUUAUAAAUAAAUUAUUAUGUUAAUAAUCAAGAGAUACAGACUUUACUAAAGCAAAAAAGAAAAAAAAAAACAAGUCAACUAAACCAAGUGCUGCUGGUAACAUGAGAAAAGACUCUUUUAGUAUCUGUUCAUUCGAAGGUUGAGAACAAGAGAAGGUCCUUUAAGUAGCAGCAGUACAGCGACUGAUGUCACCAGAGGCAGACACAGACAGUCAACAGUAGAAUAAUAUCUAUUCUUUUAAUAGAACCUUCUCGCCUUUUUCUCAGUCCCUGUUCGCUUUCUUUUUUGGGGGGGGGUCGUAACGGGAGAGUUGAACCCCUUCGCAGAAAGAGCCAACCAAAGGGGUCAAAGUUCACAAAGACUCCAAACACGACUUCCGCAAAAAAAAAAAAAAGGAAGGAGCAGAGGGGAAGGAAAAGAAGAGGACGCCAGACACAAAUAUAAAAACAAGUUAAAUAUGAAAUAGUACAAGAGAAGCUAAGUGACUCACAAUUUCAGAAAUUAAAUGCAUGCUAUAAAAUUACAGCAAAUCUGCUCUUGAGAAACUUAAGUUUUAAAGGUUAAUAAUUAUUAAGGGGGAAAAAAGCAAAGGCGCUAAAGUAUUAAUGUUUUCAUGUGUAUUUUUCUUAUUUUUACUUUUGAUUUUUAUUUAUUAAGUUCAUUUGAUCUUCUUGCUUUUGUGAGACAAACCAAACAAUCUACAUUGAACAAAACUGCUUUUUUAAAUGGUUUGGUUGAUUUCUUUAUAAAUAUAUAAAUAUAUGUAUGUAUGUAUUUUAUUUUUAAAACUCACACAGCCUUAGUCAUUUUAUUUGUUUCUUUUUGAUUUUUAACGUGUUGUUCAAAUUGAAAAUGAAAUCUUUAAAGGUGCCAAAACCGAAUGAUCCUAUACUUGGAUGCAUCAAGUCCUGAUGAAUAAAAUAACGAACCCUAGGGGGAACAAAUCA
Mugil cephalus (flathead mullet) is the source of this 4296-nucleotide messenger RNA. It is a transcript of the gene cacng2a, whose product is annotated as calcium channel, voltage-dependent, gamma subunit 2a. Gene Ontology annotation, molecular function: channel regulator activity; voltage-gated calcium channel activity. Gene Ontology annotation, biological process: neurotransmitter receptor transport, postsynaptic endosome to lysosome; transmission of nerve impulse; neurotransmitter receptor internalization. The coding region runs from base 1802 to 2788 and encodes 328 amino acids. The transcript has 4 exons. The record is from RefSeq and is a predicted model, not a curated record. Lineage: Eukaryota; Metazoa; Chordata; Actinopteri; Mugiliformes; Mugilidae. Gene Ontology annotation, cellular component: postsynaptic density membrane; AMPA glutamate receptor complex; voltage-gated calcium channel complex.